This is a messenger RNA of Caretta caretta (loggerhead turtle), 1500 nucleotides long. It is a transcript of the gene MCUB, whose product is annotated as mitochondrial calcium uniporter dominant negative subunit beta. NCBI's taxonomy places the organism in Eukaryota, Metazoa, Chordata, Testudines, Cheloniidae. Gene Ontology annotation, cellular component: uniplex complex. Gene Ontology annotation, molecular function: calcium channel inhibitor activity. The record is from RefSeq and is a predicted model, not a curated record. Gene Ontology annotation, biological process: mitochondrial calcium ion homeostasis; calcium import into the mitochondrion.
UCCCCAUGAGUUAUUCUCACUCUAGGGACUAUGGUCUCCACAACCCCUAAUCUGAUCACCAAGUCAAAGGGACCCUUCUCCAGCUGUUCCUGCCACCUCCCAUUCCUGCAGUUCUGAUGGCACCGCCAUUUAGUGAGGUUUCUGACUCCUGUGAUUCUGACUAUACAGAUGUCCGAUGUGGUCCACUGCUCCCAUUCCAGAGGCACAACUAUCAGAAGGUGCCAACAGCACAAUGGCAGUUUGCCACCUUGCCUUUUUGGCAAAGUUGGUAUCUGGCACCGCUGUCACAGGCUGUGCAACAGCAGGGUCAACAGGGCUGGCCAUACUGGAGUGGCCCCAAUAUUUAUUCUCCAAACAAACCUGCUCAGUUCGGGAGGACUCCACCACUUCACCAUCACAACCCUCGUCAGAUGCUGUGUCUGAGGCAAAGUGGAAAUCUGAAGCACUAUAAAGCAGCAUGCUAUAGCACACUGGUGCCAUCUGAUGAAGUAACUGUCAAUUACAGAUAUGGCCUUCCUGUGGUAACCCUUAUGUUACCUUCAAGAAAAGAGCGCUGUCAGUUUACCGUCAAGCCAAUGUUAACAACGGUGGGGACCUUCCUGCAGGAUGUACAGAAAGAAGAUAAAGGAAUUCAGAGGGCAGAAGUCUUUACUACAGAUGGUAGCAAGAUCCCUGCAACAGCAUUGAUGGAAGUUUUGUUGAUGAAUGACUUCAAACUUGUAAUCAACAACACCACUUAUAGUGUACAAGUCCCUGUAAAAGAGAAGUGGAGUAGAGAGCAUGCUACUGAAGCAGAAGAUAUCAAAUCCUUGGUUCAUAGACUGUUCAUCGCCCUUCAUUUAGAAGACCACCAGUUAAGGAGAGAGAGAGAACUGCUUCAGAAACUGGACCACCUAAGGGAACAGCUAGUACCCCUUGAGCAGAUGAAAGCCAAAAUUGCAACAAGUGCAGAUGCAAAGACCAAUAGGCUCCUAUGGACUGGCUUAGCACUACUGUCCACUCAAGGUGGAGCACUGGCCUGGCUCACGUGGUGGGUCUAUUCAUGGGAUAUAAUGGAGCCAGUGACGUAUUUUAUCACUUACGGGAGUGCCCUGGCAUUCUACGCUUACUUUGUACUUACUAAACAGGAUUAUGUUUACCCAGAUGUUAAAGACAGACAAUUCCUCCACUACUUCUACCGGAAAUCCAGAAGCCAACAUUUUGAUGUGGAACAGUAUAACAAGCUAAAAGAGGCACUGGCAGAGGUUGAAGAGUCCCUGAGACGCCUGCAUCAGCCCCUACAUCUGCAACUUCCAAUACAGGAAAUUAAUGACAAAGACUAAUUUUUUUUCAUAACUGAAUUGUCAUUUCCAAAACCGAUUCCAAUAUUUAGUUUCUAUGUUGCAAACUGAAUAUUUUUGACCACUAUAGUUCUGAACAUUACUAGAAAUGUUGAUUAAAACUAUUAUAUCAUUAGAUUUUUAAAAAAUAAUUCCUGAAAUAAAGAAAUCUUUCAAAAUA